AAAGGUUCGUGUGAGGUUCAUUUAGUUGCGACGCAAAACUAUUAAGAGGAGAGACUCAAAAUAAUAUUAAUUUGAUUGCUCCACUUUAACAGCGAAGAAAUUCGACGAAAAGAAUAUUCAGUUUGAGUAAAACAUCGAUUUUGUGUGAUAAAGUAAUUGAGAACAAAAAAAACGAAGCAAUUUGCGACCAAACAUAUUUACUACAAGCUAAAGAAAAAUGGAAGUAAAAUUGUGCUGUGCCAUCGUUGUUGCGUUGGUUUUAACCUUCAACUCCAAUAUAUAUGCCAUUCCGCUGUCUCAAAUUCUGAACGCCGAUCAAAUUCCAUCAUCGUCCGCCGAAUCAUCAGCAGAAUCAGCCGAAAAUGCUACAGUCAAUGGAACCAAAAAAGAUCUAUACGUGAUAAAGGCGGUCGUUUAUGAAAUUGGUAUCUUAACUGAAGCAGACGAAAAUGCCACUUCAUCUGAAGAAAAUUACUCUCAUGAGCGUGUGGAUUUAACAUUCUUCGAUGCCAAAUCGAAUGGAUCACACUUUGACUUGGGCGAAAUUCCAUUGCCAGUGCAAACGAAUGUGACGGGUCAAGUGCUCACAGGCAUUGCUCCCAUCGAUUUGGGAACCAUACAAAAUGCUUCGGACAUAUUAAGUACAUUGCCGCUGACUGGAACGAUUAUCAAUAUUACUCACAGCGAUACCAGUUUUAUAAACUUAAGUCAUCGACCUUCGAUCACUGAAAAUGGUACCAUUUUAAAUCCAGAGGAUAUUGCCAAAAUUCCCGGUUUGAACGGAACAAAUCCAAUUUUGAUAGAUGCUCAGGCACCCAUCGAACCUGAUGACGACGAGUAAUGCGUAAAGAUUACUUUUGAACAAAAGAAAAAAAAAUCCAUCAAAUUGUAUUUACUAAGAGACUGUAUGUGUGUAUAUCUCAACUUUAAUUUUUAAUUGUUCAAACACUAGGUUUAGUACAGCAUUUUCCAACAGAAAAA
Molecule: messenger RNA, 981 nt
Organism: Contarinia nasturtii (swede midge)
Lineage: Eukaryota; Metazoa; Arthropoda; Insecta; Diptera; Cecidomyiidae
Exons: 3
Coding region: 218-841 (207 amino acids)
Source: RefSeq, a predicted model, not a curated record